AACUGCCCUGUUAAACUGAGAAACUCCAUAUUAUAUUAUGUUAUAUUGUGAAGGCAGCAGGAGCUACCAACACAAAUAAUUAUCCCAACACGUUGUUUGUUUUAUCUAUCGAUCCAUAGAGUAAUAGGUUGUUGCUGGUGAAUUGGGAUAUGGCUUCUUUCUCCGGCCUCUUUGUUUUCUUUCUUCUCUCUUACCUCGUGUUGCUUCUUUCGGCCCAACAAGAAGAAACAUACAGUUCCCAUAACUGUCCUCCCUUCUACCUUUGUGGAGAUCUGGGCAGGAUCGGCUUCCCAUUCGCCAAUACCACACACCCAAACUGUGGUAUUGGCAUCGUAGAUUGUAGCAAAAAACCUGCGAUGAUUCAACUGGUGAAAGGUGAACUGGUGAAAGGUGAUCAUAGAUGGUACGAACUUAGCUUCAUUAGUCGUGAGCCUAAUGCUUAUGUCCUGGGUAUCCGGGACCAGACGCUUUCGAAGAACCUGUCUUCCGGUAGAUGCGAAUUCAUAACGAAUCAGACUAUCUCCCAAUCUCCAUUCAUCUCUUUUCAAAUCCUUGCACCCAAUCGGACCUUUGUCAAAUGCAUCAGCAGUGUCCAUGAUCCUGGGCCGAUGGAAUCGGGCGAUAUUACGUGCACAGACAAUUAUAAAAUUAAAGUCUACGAUAGUCAUCCAAGCGAUGGUAUUCAUAUUCCUUCUGAAUGUUCCAUUAUUCAGCUCCCAAAAAAGCCGGGGCCAAGUGACAGUGAACCGUACGUAACCGGUGAGUUCGAACUUCGGGUGAAUGUGUCUGAUGAUUGUUUCGAGUGCCAUGAGAGAGAAGGUCAAUGCCAGCUUGACGUCGAGAGAAAAUUUAUUUGUGCAAAGGAAGGGCGGAAGCACAAGAAUAAAGUGUUGGCGAUAGCCUUGGCCACUUUAUCUGUUGCCAUUGGAGUUCUGAUAGUCAUUGGCCUCAGCUUCAAGCGAAAGUUUAGAUCCAUUAAUGUUAUAAAUCUUUUGAAGAAGGAAAGUCUCAUUCAUCAGAGUGUCGAGACCUUUAUAAGGAAUAAUGGACCCUUUGGUAUAAGAAGAUACAAUUACUCGGAUAUCAAGAAAAUGACCAACUUCUUCAGAGAUAAAUUAGGCCAAGGAGGAUAUGGUAGCGUCUACAAGGGGAAAUUACAAGAUGGAUCUUUGGUGGCAGUAAAAGUUUUGAAAAAAUCAAUAGGAAAUGGAGAGGAAUUCAUAAACGAGGUUGCUAGCAUUAGUAGGACCUCACAUGUCAACAUUGUCACUCUUAGGGGCUUUUGCUUUGAGGGUUCCAAAAAAGCUCUCGUUUAUGAAUUUAUGCCUAAUGGAUCUCUAGAGAAGUUCAUAUACAAAAAAGAUUCACCAUCUGAUCAUCAAUUGCAGUGGGAAACAUUGUAUAAUAUUGCAGUUGGCAUAGCUCGAGGAUUAGAGUACUUGCAUAGAGGUUGUAACACUCGAAUCUUGCAUUUUGACAUAAAGCCUCACAACAUUCUUUUAGAUGAGAACUUCUGUCCAAAGAUUUCGGAUUUUGGCCUUGCAAAAGUAUGCCCUAGAGAACAGAGUAUCAUAUCAAUGUUGGGCGCAAGAGGAACUGCAGGAUAUAUAGCUCCAGAAGUAUUUUGUAGAAACUUCGGAGGGGUCUCUCACAAAUCAGAUGUUUACAGCUAUGGAAUGAUGGUUUUGGAAAUGCUUGGAGGCAGAAAGAAUAUAGAUGCUGAGGUUGAUCGUACCAGUGAAAUAUUCUUUCCGCAUUGGAUUUAUAAGCGCCUUGAACUUGAUGAAGAACUAACAUUGCAUGGUCUCAUGACUGAAGAGGAUCGACAAAAUGCAAAGAAGAUGACAAUAGUGAGCUUGUGGUGCAUACAGACUGACCCGUCAAACAGGCCAGCAAUGAGUAGAGUUGUCGAAAUGUUGGAAAUGAGCCUUAACUCCUUGCAAAUCCCUCCUAAACCUUUCUUGUCUUCCCCGUCAAGAUCAGAAGUUGAUUCUUCGACUAUAAUGGUUCUAUCUCAUUCUAGUUCUAUAGUGGCCUAAAAAGAAUCUUUUUCUUGGAUAUGAAAUCUUAAUUCUCGAAA
Messenger RNA from Juglans microcarpa x Juglans regia, 2080 nucleotides. Its product is annotated as LEAF RUST 10 DISEASE-RESISTANCE LOCUS RECEPTOR-LIKE PROTEIN KINASE-like 2.4. NCBI's taxonomy places the organism in Eukaryota, Viridiplantae, Streptophyta, Magnoliopsida, Fagales, Juglandaceae. The transcript has 3 exons. The record is from RefSeq and is a predicted model, not a curated record. Bases 150 to 2039 code for a protein of 629 amino acids. Gene Ontology annotation, molecular function: protein kinase activity; ATP binding. Gene Ontology annotation, biological process: protein phosphorylation.